CGGCUCCGCGUGCUGCUGGGGGGGUGCCUGCCUUUGCGUGGCCUAGCCCGGGCUCCCCAGUCUGCCUGCCCGCCCGCCCGCCGACGCUGCUGGGCAUGGCCGCCCCUAGCGCGCCGCCCCGCGCACGGGCUCUUCUGCAGCAGUGUUUGGCUUCCCGGCUGCAGGUGAAGCCCCCCGAGCCGGGCUCCGAGGCCGAGUGGGUGGAGAUCCAAAGAGGACUGGUUAUCUACAUAUGCUUCUUCAAAGGAGCCAGUGAGGAACUCAUUCCAAAAAUGGUUAAUACGCUGUUGAAUGUUAAAUUAAGUGAAACUGAAAGUGGAAAGUAUGUUUCUCUUCUGGAUUUACCAGGAAACGUAUUAAUAAUACCCCAAGCUACGCUAGGUGGUAGACUGAAGGGAAGAAAUAUGCAGUACCAUUCCAACAUUGAAAAAGAAAAAGGGAUGGAGCUUUAUUCCCAUUUUGUAACACUGUGUGAAAAAGAACUGGCUGCUAAUACGAAAUGUGCAGAAGCAGGUGUUGUUGUCAAGUAUGGCACAUAUGGAAACAGACAGGUGUUAAAACUGGAUACAAAUGGACCUUUCACUCAUAUGAUUGAAUUUUGAAAAAUCAAUUUUAUGUAUAGUAUUAUCCAGCAACUGUAGAAUUUCUCAUUUAUAAUGGACAAAGCGCUUAAAUUGAUUGGAAUGUGAAGAAACCGGCAUGUUGUUUCAAUAAAUUUACACAAGUGUUGACCAGCCCAUGAAAUACAUUGAUUAUUAAAAAUGAGUCUGACAUUCUCAUGUAUCUUACCCAUUUGUGUAUCUGAAAUGUUUUGUUAAUAAUGAUGACUUAAGAUUCAUUGUAGUGAAAAUAUGUAAAGCAGUUCUUUUUAAAUAUAUUUAAGAUGGGAAUAAUACAUAUUUUUGUUGCUUUAAAAAACAUAAAGAAAGGUUUAAAUUUAUUAGGAAGUAGAUUAAAAAAUUUGGGGGAAAGGGGGAGCCUAUACAGCAGGGAGCAAUUCCCCAGGUUCAAUUCUCCAUUCCUCACUGAUGUGGGCAAGUCACUUAGCCUUUCUGUUCCUCAGUUCCCCAUCUGUAAAAUAGUAAUAAUAGUACUUCCCUAUCUCACAGUGGUGUUGUCUGAAUAAGUAUAUUAAAGAUUGUGAGGGAUUCAGAGACUACAAUAAUGGGGGCCAUAUUAGAUCAAUUGAACGCACACACAAACCCCACAACCAGAAUGGUGCAGGGAAGACGUCUUCUGUGGUGGCACUAGGACCCAUACGGCACAUCCCUGCCUCCAGUCAGGUACCUUUUUGGAAAAACUGCAGGGAACAAACAGCCAAGGAAUGAAGCCAUCAAAGUAGCUGCAGAAAGCAACUCAAGCAGGGACCAGAGGACACUGAUGAUGUCAUCAAGCUGCUUAUUGGAGUUUUCACUGUGAGCAUUCUCUGUCCUGUGCUAAUUGCUUCCUUUUUCUUUCCAUGUACCUAAUCCUCUCCUAAUAUAACUCAAUGGAAAGGAGUUAAAUAACAAAGGAAAAAUAAAAAAUCUGGAAUUAACAUGACAUCUGCAGCCAUCACAUUGCUUACCCCGCCUGUGUGCUGAAUCCCUUCCCUCCUACCUUUUUCUGUCUUGUCUGUUAAAUUGUAAAUGCUGCGGGACAGGGACUGGCUCUUAUUUUAUGUACAGUAUCAGCAUUCCUGGUUGGCCUCUACGUACUGCUAUACUAAAUAUGAUAAAUAAUUAAUGGUGUAUAGAAAGUAGAUUGGAAGAGUCUUUGUGUUAUGAGACAUGGACAAUGGAACAAAGGGGCAUUCAAUUAAAUUAGGUGGCAGAUUCAAAACUGAUAAAAAUUUCACUCAAUCUGUGAUUAAAGUGGGGAAUUUAUUGGCACAUGUUGAGGCAAACAAUUUAGCAAAAUUGGACAAUUAUAUGGAUAUCAAGAAUAUCCACACUUGUAAUAUGUGUGAAAAUAAAUCUGGAAAGGAUAUAAAACUUCAUGCCUCAGGAUUUAUGCCAUUCUCUAACUAUCAGGGGGUUAGGAUGACACCUUCAUAGAGGGCGGAUUACUCCACCUUGGUUUACUUCACUGUGGAGUUUCUUGCACCUUCCUCAGAAUCAUCUAGUUCAGACCACUGUGGGAGACAGGAUAUUUGACUAGGAGGCCACAUCUCUGAUCCAGUAUGGCAAUUCCUAUGCAGCACAAUGAGCUGUAUUCUAUUCCGAUGCAUACCUUAUGAAAUCCUUAAUCACGGCCCUAUAUCUGAAAAUAUUUGACUUGCUUUUAGUUUAGAUUCAAAUAAAAUAUACUUUAGUAAUCUCCAGGCUCAAACUACACCAUCACAACAAUCUAAAUUUUAUCCAUAGAUAUACAGUUUAUUUUUUAAUACAGGAGACUGAUAGGAUUAUUUCAGAUUUGUCAAACUAUACAUUUGGUGGUAAUUACAAAGUGCUUAAGAAUGUCUAUUUCCUGGCAAUUAUUUUUUUGCAAUUCAAAAGAAAAUGGAACUAUGCACAUAACUCGUUUGGAAACAUUUAUUUAUUACCCUCAGUCCCAGAUUACACGUUUACUCAUUAAUAAUUCACUAUCUGUUUAUAACAGACACAAUGACUCAUUUAAAUUCCUACUAAAGAAUCCUAUAUAAGAGAGAUUGUUCUUGUGUGAAUAAUUUGUGCAAAAAUUCAUUAAAAUUCUAUCCACUUGGAAAAACUUUGUUUUUCAUACCCUCCUCUGUUUUAGGCCAACUCCUGAAAAAUGCUGAGGAGUGGCAGUUUUCACCGACUCGAGGAAUUGCUGGUAGCCAAUACAUCUCAAGAAUUGAUCCUUUUAUGUGUUUUCUAAUAGAGAAUCUGUAGGUUUUCAUGCCCUUAAUAGCUUCAGAGAAUCUUUUGAAGUUUAUGAGUUAUUUUACUAUAUUUGAAAUAUUUCUGAGAAGGGGUGAGGUUGGAGAUUAACAAAAGUACAACACAGACGAGAUUUCAGGCCAGAUUAUACCCUGAUUUGUUAUUGUCCAACUUCACUAUGGCUCCAGGGCAUGUAAGUUGGAAUACAAUUUGUCACCUCAUGCCUACAAAAACUUACAUUUGUGUGGGUUGUUGCCAUUUUGUUUAUUUCUCCCAGGGUACUAUUUCCUGCUUGCAGGAAUUUCCUUCUACCGUCUUCUGUUUCUAACAGUCUCAAAGGUCAAUAGUUGCUGGUUGGUGAGCUCAUUUCUACUGCUACAUCUAUUGCUUUAUGAGCCAUUUAUUGAAAUAAACUAUUUAUAAAGU
Molecule: messenger RNA, 3248 nt
Organism: Trachemys scripta elegans
Lineage: Eukaryota; Metazoa; Chordata; Testudines; Emydidae
Gene: DTD2
Product: D-aminoacyl-tRNA deacylase 2
Exons: 3
Coding region: 96-602 (168 amino acids)
Biological process (GO): tRNA metabolic process
Cellular component (GO): cytoplasm
Molecular function (GO): D-tyrosyl-tRNA(Tyr) deacylase activity
Source: RefSeq, a predicted model, not a curated record